Molecule: messenger RNA, 2705 nt
Organism: Megalops cyprinoides (Indo-Pacific tarpon)
Lineage: Eukaryota; Metazoa; Chordata; Actinopteri; Elopiformes; Megalopidae
Product: junctophilin-1-like
Exons: 6
Coding region: 357-2393 (678 amino acids)
Cellular component (GO): sarcoplasmic reticulum; junctional membrane complex; endoplasmic reticulum membrane
Source: RefSeq, a predicted model, not a curated record
UGUCUUUCCUAGCUGGGGACUGACUCCGCUUCUCUCUCUCCCUCCCCGUGCUGCGAGAGGGGGGAGUCGCCAGGCACAUUAGAGAUAGCGCCAGUAGCACCGUGCGGCUCCGGUAGCUGUUCGUUACCCUCCGUUCCCGUAACUGCCUCGCCACGAACAUGCACAAAUGCGUACUCCCCUGCACCCCGAUCUGAAACCAUAGCACAGCGCAGCCAUCAUCCCGUUUUCCCGAUUCGUUCUUCGGUGUACCCGUUUUAUUAUUUUUUUUUUCCCAUCCUCGUUCCUGGUGGACCCCUUGGGGAAAUAUAACAUCGAGCCAGCGCCGCGAUUCGGUUUAAUUGCAACCCCUUUUCUGAAUGACGGGCGGACGGUUCGACUUCGACGAUGGCGGCACUUACUGCGGAGGUUGGGAGGACGGGAAAGCCCACGGACACGGGAUAUGUACCGGACCCAAGGGCCAGGGCGAAUACUCCGGGUCCUGGUCCAAUGGCUUUGAGGUAGUCGGGGUGUACACCUGGCCCAGCGGGAACACGUACAAGGGGUACUGGGCGCAGGGGAAGCGGCACGGGCUUGGCGUAGAAUCAAAGGGAAAGUGGAUCUACCGUGGAGAGUGGAGUCACGGAUUUAAGGGACGGUACGGGGUACGUCAGUGCCUCAACACACCUGCGAGAUACGAUGGCACGUGGAGUAAUGGUCUCCAGGAUGGAUAUGGGGUUGAAACAUACGGUGACGGGGGUACGUACCAGGGCCAGUGGCUGGGCGGCAUGCGGCACGGCUACGGCGUGCGGCAGAGCGUGCCGUACGGCAUGGCGACGGUGAUCCGCUCGCCGCUCCGGACAUCGCUGGCGUCGCUGCGCAGUGAGCAGAGCAACGGCACCGUCCUGCCGGACGUGACGGCAGACAGCCCGGCGGCGGGCACGCGCGGCGGCUUCGUCCUCAACUUCCACAGCGACAGCGAGGUGGGCGGAGGCGGCAGCGGCGGCGCCGGCGGCGGCAAGAAGAAGGGCCUCUUCCGCCGCGGCUCGCUCUUCGGCAGCCUCCGGCAGCUGCGCAAGUCCGAGUCGCGCUCGUCCAUCUCCAGCAAGCGCAGCUCGGCGCGCAGCGACGCCACCAUGAGCCGCAUCAGCUCCAGCGACGCCAACUCCACCAUCAGCCUCGGCGACGGCGACGUGCCGGACGACUUCCCGCCGGCCGAGGACCACGUGGACGCCACCACCACCGAGUCCUACAUGGGCGAGUGGAAGAACGACAAGCGGCACGGCUUCGGCGUCAGCGAGCGCUCCAACGGCAUGAAGUAUGAGGGCGAGUGGACCAACAACAAGCGGCACGGCUACGGCUGCACGCUCUUCCCCGACGGCACGCGCGAGGAGGGCAAGUACAAGAACAACGUGCUGGUGCGCGGCGUCCGCAAGCAGCUCAUCCCGCUCAAGAGCAGCAAAACCAAAGAGAAGGUGGAUCGCGCCGUGGAGGGCGCCGUUCGGGCUGCUGCCAUCGCCCGGACGAAGGUGGAGAUCGCUGCGUCCAGAACCGCGCAUGCCAGAGCCAAGGGAGACGCCGCCGACCAGGCCGCCAAGGCCGCCGUCCAGGACUCGGACGUUGCCAGGGCGGUGGCCAGGGAGCUGUCUCCAAGCUUUCACCAGCCAGGACCUGAUUAUGUCAAACAGAGGUUGAGUGAGCCCAUGGAGAUUAAGGAAGUCCCAGAAGAAAACAAGAAAGAAAAAUCUCCUUCAGGAAGCCCUCAUUUCUACCGGAAAGGCACAACCCCCACCCAGACCCCCACCCACAGCCCCGGUCCCACCCCCCCACCCUCCCCCCACGCCGGCAAGAAGCACCAACACAACAGCAUCCCCGCCGCCAAGCCGGUCAGGGAGAACAGACCCCCCGUCACGCAGUACCCACCACCCAGCAUCACCAAGGUGCCCUCAAGGACAUCCAUCAAACAGGAAGUGGCCCCGCCCAGGCUGUCCAAGAAGGCGGAGCCAGCGGCCAACACGGUCAGCCCGGGCAACGGGCAGGUGCACACCCAGUACCACAGCUACUAUGUGAUGGCGGAUGUGAAGAUCCCGCCGGGGCACGAGGAGGAGGAGGAGGAGGAGCUGACCGUGGCCCCGUCCGCCCUGACCAAGGCCCUCCCCCCUCCGCCGGCCAGAGCCUUCCGGGCACCCACCCCGAAGCCCAUUGUGCCGAAGCCGGCGGCCAAAGAGAGCAGGCCCGAGCCGAAGCUGAAGAAGCAGGAGUCACUGAAGCCAAAGAGCCUUGCCGAGACCAAGCGCGCCAGCGCGGAGGUCUGCGAGACGGUCGAGGAAGAAUCCGGUCCCAACUCCAUAUUGGUUGCCCUGGUGAUGCUCCUCAAUAUCGGUUUAGCCAUUAUUUUUGUACACUUCCUGACCUGAUAGCACCACAACUCAGUGAAGUCAUGAAAACUAGUGGCGUAGGCCCUAAUUCUCUGCAAGUCGUGUCAACGGCCUUAACAAAAUGGUGCCGGUCAGUCUGAGACUCAGGCUAACGGAGGACUGGAAAUAGAAUGACACCCAGGAGAGAGAGAGAGACAGACGAGACGCGGAACAUUCGGUGUGGGGCGAGACGGGGUUUUGGGGGGUGGGGGGGCUCCCCGACGUCCUCCGCCCGUGAUUUGUGACUCGUCCUUUAGGUCCCACGAAAGCCAAAGCGGGCGGUCGUUUGGGAGCGCAGAGAAGUUAAAAAAG